AAACAUAAUUGGGUCAGGGGAGCUUGUGGGGUCAGAGAGAUUGAUGGGGCUUGGGGUGUGGUGGACGGCGAGGAAGAACUACAGAUGGAAAGUGGCUUGCUGGUCAGGCUGUUCGAGGUACGAUGGCCUCGUGCGUUUUUUGUUGGCCUGCUAUUGUCGUCGGCCAUGACUUUGCAUCCAAGGCAGACCGACGAGUUGUGCGCGUGUGUGGGAUUGUCUUCACGGCUUCACCAUCACUCGGACUCCGUGCAUGGAGAUUGCACAGCACAGAUGAGCUUAUUGCGAGUACAUCACUCUACUCCAAUGCAGCUCCCUUUUCUGGCGUUGGGGCUCCGACGGCAUUGGCGGUGGAUGAGGCGAGCGGGGGCACGGCGGGCCGGGUGAAUGUGGCGGUUGGCUUCAGCAAAGGUGCAUUCGCGACGUAUCAGCUGGACAUGCUGCAGGAAGCUCCCAUAUUUCGAACCAGCCACGUUCGCCCCCCAGGAAAUCGGACCAGCCGCGAGGCCCCGAAUACGAUGGUCACUGCAAUGGCUUAUCUGGGACCGUACUUGAGCACCAUGGCGGGUCAGACGUGGGAAAUUUACGAUUUUUCCGAUUCACUCGAAGGCGCAGCAAGCGGGGCAGAUGAGCGCGGAGCGAUUGAUGUCCCGGACACCACAGGCAGCGGUGAGGGGGAGCCCAAAGCCGCCCACGUUGUGGUUUCAGUUGACGAUGACGAUCUUAGCGGCAGAAGCAGUUCGUCAUCAUCAGCAGCAGCAGCAGCAACAUCAUCAGCAGCAUCAUCAUCAAUCUCGCGCAAUCUUCCUAGCUCGUCCGGAACGACAAAAAGCAACCGCAUGAUACACUCAAUCACCCCGCAGCUUCACGCGCCCCCUCCAAAGCUCCUAGCCUCGCUCCAAUCGUCGACCGCAUGGCCUCCAUCAACGCUAUCGCUGCGUCGAUCUGUCAACGGCACCCUCCUCGCCUCGGUGGUGUAUGCAAGUCCGCUCUACACGGCUGGAUGGUCAGUAGGCAUGCAGGAGCUGCGCUUUUCGACCAGUCCCACCACCAUCCUUGAAGAAUCGCGGAUUGCGACAUCUGUCCCAUCCGCGUUCACACCUGUCGGUGCUGCGAGUGGGACUCCUGGCAAUUCUGGCAAUUCUGGCAGCUCACCGGGGGGAGUUGGGACAGGACCCGCAAGGAUGCUGUCGAGUCACGGCGGGUCACAGCACUACGAUCCGCCGUUGGCGCAGCCUACCAGUGUGAGCUACAGUCAUCCCUACCUCGUCACUUCGCACGCCGACAACACGCUUACACUCCACCUAGUGCGCUCGACGUCCUCCGCACUCAUCAUCGACGCAGGCCAGCGACUGUACGGUCACACGGCGGCAGUAUCGGAUGUCCUCGUCGACAGCAGGGGAAAGGCCGUAUCCGUUGACCGUGCCGGAAGGGAGAUGCGGGUGUGGGAGCUCGAGGGGGGUGUCAGCGAGCGCCGGAGGGACGCCGCCAGUGUUCGCGUCGAACCGGUGCAUGACGUCGUCUUCCACCACCGUGCUGAUGCAGAUGACACGGCCCGCGGAAGGCUGGGCGGCUUCGAUGAGGAGAAGGUGGUCGUGUUCAAGGAAGACGCACGAUUGUUAGUUUACGAUUUUUCGAGAUGAUACCUCCCUACCUACCUCUUCUCUCUCUCUCCUGCCCUGUCUUGUCUUGUCUUUGCUUUUCAUUCCUGUCAUGUUUGGGAAGGGGGGAGGAAGGGGGGAGGGGGAGGGGGAGGGGGGGCAAACGCGGAGGAUGUGUGCUGU
This is a messenger RNA of Tricharina praecox, 1781 nucleotides long. RefSeq lists its product as uncharacterized. The transcript has 3 exons. The coding region runs from base 123 to 1640 and encodes 505 amino acids. Lineage: Eukaryota; Fungi; Ascomycota; Pezizomycetes; Pezizales; Pyronemataceae. The record is from RefSeq and is a predicted model, not a curated record.